AACGAAUCGUGUGCCACUCGAAUUCUCUCCCCCACUCUAUUUAUAUAUUUCACUCAAAUUUCUCUCUUCACAUUCACCAUUUUCACUCAAAUUUCUCACUCUUCUUCCAAUCUCUCUCUCUCUCUCUAAAACAAUGUUUUCUCUCUCUAGAAUGCAAGGGGCUUGUCUUGGGCCAGCCUUGGGCUUGGGCUUGAAUUCUUCAUCAUCAUCAUCAUCAUCAUCUUCUUCUUCUUCUUUUUCUGCUAUGAGUGUUAUGGUUUCGAAAAGACAGUGCGGAAUGGUGGUGGUUUCGGCCGCGAUAAGCGGUGAUUUGUCGCUGAGAGGGGUGGUGUUUCAACCAUUUGAGGAGGUAAAGAAGCAAGAUCUGAUGGUCCCAAUCGCUCCCCAUAUUUCGCUUGCUCGCCAAAGGUUUGUGGAGGAUUCUGAAGUUGCGAUCAAUGAACAGAUCAAUGUGGAAUAUAAUGUGUCCUAUGUAUAUCACGCCAUGUUUGCCUACUUCGACAGGGACAAUGUUGCUCUUAAGGGCCUUGCCAAAUUUUUCAAGGAGUCAAGUGAAGAAGAAAGGGAACACGCUGAAAAGUUCAUGAAGUACCAGAACAUACGCGGAGGAAGAGUGAAACUACAUUCUAUAUUGUUGCCCCUUUCUGAAUUUGAUCAUGUUGAGAAGGGUGAUGCAUUGUUUGCAAUGGAACUGGCGUUGUCCUUGGAGAAGUUAACAAAUGAGAAACUGCUGAGCUUGCAUGCUGUGGCCGAUCGAAACAAUGAUCCUCAAAUGUGCGAGUUUAUUGAAAGUGAAUUUUUAACAGAGCAGGUUGAAGCUAUAAAGAAAAUCGCGGACUAUGUCACUCAGUUGCGGAUGGUUGGGAAAGGACACGGGGUGUGGCACUUCGAUCAGAUGCUCUUACAUGAGGGUGAUGCAGCAUUUUGAAGAUUUCUACUAUGAUUUUCAUUUUUUGUCUAAAAAUCGUAUCAUUAUCGCUUAAGGUGUUGGUAGUAAGUAAGUUUGCGUAUUAGUGCUUAGAUGAACACACAAUCAGCUCAGCUCAAACUCAGAAGGAGUAAACUUAGUUAUUGGUGGAAAAUAAAUAUAAUGUAAUAUCAGACUAUCAGUUAGGACCUUAUUUUCAUGGAGUAUAAGUAGCUUCUAAUCA
Molecule: messenger RNA, 1151 nt
Organism: Camellia sinensis
Lineage: Eukaryota; Viridiplantae; Streptophyta; Magnoliopsida; Ericales; Theaceae
Product: ferritin-1, chloroplastic
Biological process (GO): iron ion transport; intracellular iron ion homeostasis
Cellular component (GO): cytoplasm
Molecular function (GO): ferrous iron binding; ferric iron binding
Source: RefSeq, a predicted model, not a curated record